Messenger RNA from Phytophthora infestans T30-4, 627 nucleotides. RefSeq lists its product as uncharacterized. NCBI's taxonomy places the organism in Eukaryota, Oomycota, Peronosporomycetes, Peronosporales, Peronosporaceae. The transcript has 4 exons. Bases 1 to 627 code for a protein of 208 amino acids. The record is from RefSeq and is a predicted model, not a curated record.
AUGUUCCCUGGCCUACCCAAUAGGCUCGAGUAUAUUGCAGAGUUUUGUCUGGCUUCGCUGGUCUAUCAUUCCUCUUUCCUGAAGGCUACGCUUUCUCCACAGCACCAUUUAUUUGAGACGCCGCUUUUCCAAGACGAAGAACUGCUAUUAAAUCUCACAACCAGAAUUAGAACGGGUGAUGGUUGCGCUGCGGCGCGUAUACGACCGACUGGGGUACCACCUCACGUGGCUAUACUCUGUGAAAUGAAGGGUCUAAAGGACGGUUUGCUGGAAUCGCGAGCUAUAGGUGCUGGAACGGUUACUUACGACGGUCUUCAUGAUGCUAUAAGAGCGUGUCUUCAUGAUAGUGGCUUUCGGCGUGUACCCGCAGAUUUUACCAUCCCUGAUUGCUCCGUACGUCACGUGUGGGUGCUGUGGAUGUGUGGUAACAAGUCGAAGCAGAUACCACCGCUUCGCCGUCUUGAUGGUCGUGAUAUGCCCAACAGGAAGAUGCAGAAGCGUCUUAGCCAGCUUCGCGUCGCUGUAGACGACAUCACCGAACACUCACGAAAGCGACGCCACGGGCAGCUGAGCUGGGCGACAGUAGGAAAACUGUUGAGGAAGAAAGCAAAAACAACAAGUAGUUAG